This is a messenger RNA of Striga asiatica, 465 nucleotides long. NCBI's taxonomy places the organism in Eukaryota, Viridiplantae, Streptophyta, Magnoliopsida, Lamiales, Orobanchaceae. The record is from the annotation of a GenBank genome assembly.
AUGAAAAGAGCAAGGACGGCUCAGUCUCGGCGAAAAUUGCUUGUUCUCGGCCUCGGGUUGUCGACGGAACCUGUCUCGCUUCAGCCGUGGACUCGCUUCAGCCCGAACAGCACCCGAGUAACUCCGUUUCAGCCCGAACCACCCCGCCGUGAAAGGUCCGGUUCUCAGCUGCUUAUUUGGCCUUGCUUCCGUAGCACGGAGCUCGUCUCUGCCGUCUGUUCGGCCGCGGGUCUGCUCUGCGUAUCUGGGUUUGACUCGUCGCGGCGUGGGUGGUCGACCCUCGUCAGUCGUACCUUGAACUCGCCGGAAUCUGGAUCUUCAGUCGUCGUGGCUGUCUGCCUCGCGUCGCCGAAAAAAAAAGGGCUAACUCGCGGUCGCCGGCGUUCGCUGGCCUUCCCGCCGCCGGUGGUGUGUGUUGCUCUCGGGACUUGCUGCCGGAAGUCUGCUGAUGGCCGAGGAAGAUGA